GAUCGGGAGCGGCCCGUGGAGUCGGAGCGCGCCAUGGAGGCGGCGGCGGGCGGUCGCGGCGGCUUCCAGCCGCACCCGGGGCUGCAGAAGACGCUGGAGCAGUUCCACCUGAGCUCCAUGAGCUCGCUGGGCGGCCUGGCCGCCUUCUCGGCGCGCUGGGCGCAGGAGGCCUACAAGAAGGAGGGCGCCAAGGAAGCGGGCGCGGCCGCGGUGCCGGCGCCGGUCCCUGCGGCCGCCGAGCCGCCGCCCGUGCUGCACCUGCCCGCCAUCCAGCCGCCGCCGCCCGUGCUGCCCGGGCCCUUCUUCAUGCCGUCCGACCGCUCCACCGAGCGCUGCGAGACCGUCCUGGAGGGCGAGACCAUCUCGUGCUUCGUGGUGGGCGGCGAGAAGCGCCUGUGCCUGCCGCAGAUCCUCAACUCGGUGCUGCGCGACUUCUCGCUGCAGCAGAUCAACUCGGUGUGCGACGAGCUGCACAUCUACUGCUCGCGCUGCACGGCCGACUGGCUGGAGAUCCUCAAAGUCAUGGGCAUCCUGCCCUUCUCGGCGCCCUCGUGCGGGCUCAUCACCAAGACGGACGCGGAGCGCCUGUGCAACGCGCUGCUCUACGGAGGCGUCUACCCGCCGCCCUGCAAGAAGGAGCUGGCCGCCAGCCUGGCGCUGGGCCUGGAGCUGCGCGAGCGCAGCGUGCGCGUGUACCACGAGUGCUUCGGCAAGUGCAAGGGGCUGCUGGUGCCCGAGCUCUACAGCAGCCCGAGCGCCGCCUGCAUCCAGUGCCUCGACUGCCGCCUCAUGUACCCGCCGCACAAGUUCGUGGUGCACUCGCACAAGGCCCUGGAGAACCGGACCUGCCACUGGGGCUUCGACUCCGCCAGCUGGCGGGCCUACAUCUUGCUGAGCCAGGACUACACAGGCAAGGAGGAGCAGGCCCGCCUGGGCCGCUGCCUGGACGACGUGAAGGAGAAGUUCGACUACGGCAACAAGUACAAGCGGCGGGUGCCCCUGGUCUCCUCUGAGCCCCCCGUCUCCAUCCGAAAAACAGACGAUGCUCCCUCCCAGCACCCCACGUCUUCUGAGAAGGACAAACAGUCCAGCUGGCUGCGGACCCUGGCCAGCUCCUCCAGCAAGAGCCUGGGCUGUGCUCACCCUCGCCAGCGCCUCUCCGCCUUCCGACCCUGGUCCCCUGCCGUCUCUGCCAGUGACAAGGAGCUCUCCCCCCACCUCCCAGCCCUGAUUCGCGACAGCUUUUACUCCUACAAGAGCUUCGAGACCGGUGUGGCCCCCAACGUGGCCGUGGCCCCACCGGCCCAGCAGAAGGUGGUGAGCAGCCCGCCAAGUGCCACCAUCGUCUCCCGGGCCCCCGAGCCCCUCGCCACCUGCAUCCAGCCGCGGAAGCGGAAGUUGGCAGUGGACAUGCCUGGGGCCACAGAGACACAGGCGCCCACAGUCACCCCGGAGGACGACAAGGACUCAGAGGCAGAGGUGGAGGUGGAGAGCAGAGAGGAAUUCACCUCCUCCCUGUCCUCGCUCUCCUCUCCGUCCUUUACCACAUCACCUUUAUUCACUACCUUGGGGACCGGCACCUCUCAGGUUCCGCCGCCCAGGAAGCCGCAUCCAGAACAGUGA
This is a messenger RNA of Myotis daubentonii (Daubenton's bat), 1623 nucleotides long. Its product is annotated as ski oncogene-like. Bases 34 to 1623 code for a protein of 529 amino acids. The record is from RefSeq and is a predicted model, not a curated record. Lineage: Eukaryota; Metazoa; Chordata; Mammalia; Chiroptera; Vespertilionidae. The transcript has 2 exons.